Molecule: messenger RNA, 1467 nt
Organism: Mesorhabditis belari
Lineage: Eukaryota; Metazoa; Nematoda; Chromadorea; Rhabditida; Rhabditidae
Source: the annotation of a GenBank genome assembly
AUGCGUCUCUUUCUGAUUUUCGUUAUACUAAAAUUUACGCAAGGAGAGAUUUUUAAACCGGCUUUAUCCGUUGAUCCAAUCAUCGAAGCUUUGGAAAAAUGGAAAAAUGCUGAAGAUGGGAUCGAGAGAAUGCAGCUCGUUGAAACAAUCGUGAAAACUUUCCGCAAAUGGUAUAAACCGUUUUUGUUGUUGGUCAAUGGAGAUAAAGAGAAGAAUUCAUUGGAAAAGAAAGCGUUCAAGAGAUUCAGCGGGGAAAACUAUAUCGCAAAAUCGGAAGAUUCAUUCAAAUAUGAGAAUAACACACAAUGGGUAAAUGAUGUACGAGAAUACGCUAAAACAAUUUACGAGAGAAUUGGUGAACUCAAAUUCAAUGGAACUUUUCAAAAGAAAACUCAUUUCUCAUGUGAACGAAUUUCUAAUUACGAUCAUGCAAUGAAAUUGCUUUUCAAUUGCAAACUGAAAAGCGAUGUUUUCGAGAAAUUUUGGACGGCCGUCAAUGAAUUUCAGAAAAGCGUUUAUGAGAAAUUUCCGACGCAGGACUCGAGAGAAACGGGAAACGGCAAAAAGUACAUGGAUAUCGUCUUGAAAGUGAAAAGACUGAGGGAAAACGAUGUGAAAGAGCUGAACAAAUUCGAUUUUGUCAAAGAGUACGUUCUUAACGAUAAAAAAUUGUCGAGUGAGGAGCGGAAGAAAAUUGCGGAGAACUUGGAGCAAGUGUUGGCUCGGCUGAAUGAUCUUUUGCAUAGUUGCUUUAUGGAGCGAGUGAUUUACGGGAAUUUCUUUCAUCGUCAAACCAUCGCUGCCUUUGUUGAUCAAAUGAUUGGUGCUUUGACGAAAUUUGCUCUCUCGGUCCCAGCGUGUCACUUCAGCGAAACUCACGCAGAUUAUCACACGGAGAGCAUCUUGAGUCGUUUUGAUGCCGCCAAAAAUAUCACUAUCUGGUUGUACAAUAAGCUGAGCAAUACCACCGCUGUAGAGGAGGAUUUGGGAUUCGAGGACGUCCGACGUCAAAUCCUCGUCCUUCCCACAAGUUCCAUUCACAUCUCUUCACAUUUCCUCUGUCCCCAAAAUUCUUGCAUUCUCAUCAAAAACGAACGCGGAGUGGAUGUAAUGAUCACUCAUUUUGACGAUCAACAACUCGAUCAUCUAAAAGAAUUCAGUCCAUUUGUGGAAAAUGAGAAAAAGAAGAUCCUUGAUGUUGUCAAGAAACAUUCUUGGGAAGAUUUCGGGAAAUUGAUGGAAUUGUUGGUGAGUGGCGGUGUUGCUUUCACAAAUGAAACGCUUUCUCGAAGUUUUGCGAUGGUUCGCCACAAGCUUUCGGCUUUCAAGGGUAUGUGCAAUGUGAGCGGUGAGACAGUCUCGUAUCGUUUGAAUCGAGUGCAAACUGAACACAUCUUCCACUACACAAAUGUGAAAGAUCGAGGCGUUUUCGAUGAUUACACUUGUUAUUCUUUUUAUUUCUUUGCA